Messenger RNA from Gilbertella persicaria, 1650 nucleotides. RefSeq names its product major facilitator superfamily domain-containing protein. The transcript has 3 exons. The record is from RefSeq and is a predicted model, not a curated record. Bases 1 to 1650 code for a protein of 549 amino acids. Gene Ontology annotation, biological process: transmembrane transport. Gene Ontology annotation, molecular function: transmembrane transporter activity. Lineage: Eukaryota; Fungi; Mucoromycota; Mucoromycetes; Mucorales; Choanephoraceae.
AUGUCUUCAGAUGAGGAAAAUCAACAUGUUUUAUUGGGCGUGAAGAUUGUUGAACUCUAUAAGCUUGUUUGGCAUAAACAUGAUAGAAUGAUUUUGUUUUGCAGUAUUUUAUCUACUGUGUUGUAUAUCCUUCAAACAGCUCUUUUGCCCAUGUAUUCCAAGCUUUCUGAUAUUUAUGGUCGAGCUAGUUGGUACACAUUUGCCAUGGUUCUUUACAUUAUCUCUUACAUUGUCAUGGCUACUUCCAAAACUUAUGCUAAUUUAGUCGGUGCACAAGUCAUUUAUGCUUUUGGUUAUACAGGCUGCGCUAUUCUUGGUCCUGUCACCAUUGCUGAUUUAACCAGUGUUAUUAACCGUGGUCUCUACCAAGGUCUUUACAAUGUUCCUACCCUGAUCAAUCUUUUUGUUACCACAAAAGCAGGUCAAGCUCUUUAUGAUUCUGGUCACUUGCGUUGGGGUUACGGUAUGGUUCCUAUCCUCUUGUUCGUUACUUCUUUCCCUCUCCUCGCCAAUCUUUGGCGACUUCAAUACAAGGUAAAGAAGAGUGGCCUUAUUGAAAAAUACAAGCAAGAAAACAAUAUUCAAGAUGUAAAGAUGGGCAUCUUUGAAAGAAUUCAAUGGUUGCUUAUCGAACUUGAUGUGGUCGGUAGUCUUCUCUUGAUCGCCGGUCUCUGUCUUAUUUUACUUCCCUUGGUGCUUGCCAAUACAACAUGGGGUGGCUGGGGUAGUGGUAUCACCAUUGGUACGCUUGUGGGUGGCGUUGUUGCCUGGGCUCUUUUUGCGCUUUGGGAAAUCAAGUUCUCUAAAAAACCCAUCAUUCCUCUUGCCCGAUGGGAUACGCGUACGCCUCUGUAUGGUGUCUGUGCCCUCUCGACGGUCACGAUCAUUUCUUCUACCAACUGGCAAUACUACACUACGUAUUUGAUGGUCUCUCGUCGAUACACGUCUGAACGAGCUCAAUUGAUUGAACGAGGCUAUAAUGUGGCCUAUAUCCUUUGCGAAGUCGUAGCCGGUUAUUUGAUGAAGCGUUUCCGUGUCUGGAAGCCGUUUGUGUGGACCGGCGUUGCCUUGACCAUCCUCGGUGUCGGUCUUAUGAUUCCUGCUCGUCUUCCUUCUUCUUCAGAUGCCUUUGUUGUUAUCUCACAAACGAUUGUGGGUAUUGGCUCUGGUUUCUUGUAUACCCCCAUGUUGGUCGCUAUCCAAAGUUCUGUCCCUCAUGAAGAUAUGGCUGUCGCUACUGCCAUGAUGCAAAUUGGUGGUUCUAUUGCUGCCAGUAUUGGUUCUACCAUGGCCGGUGCUAUUUGGAACAACAUGCUUCCUGGUCAAAUUGCUGAACAUGUUCCUGGAGAGUAUGAUUAUGCCAAAAUUGUGGGUAAUGUUGUGUACGCACAACAACUGCCUGACGAUCAAUGGGCUGGUGUUGUUCAAGCUUAUGGCUACAUUCAAAAGAUUUUGUCGAUUAUUGCUCUCUGUAUUGCUGUUGUCACUUUCUGUUUCACGAUACCUAUGAAAUCGUUUGGCCUGGAAGCACAUGAUGAAACGGAUGUGUCUGCUGGUUCAGAGCAUUCCAAUAGUCUUGAUAAGAAAGAAACUCAAGAAAAUUACAAGCCUACUGAAGAGCUCUACAAGCCUGAUAAUGAUAAAGCUUAA